UGUCGAAGGCUCAGGUGAUACGGAACCGGAGGCAGCGUGGUUCUGUUGCUGACAAUUAUUCUGCUGAAGUCCAGAAUAACGAAACCGGCAGAAAUGAUAGCUUUAUGGAUAUUAUUUUCUGUCAUCUGCUGCCAGUUUUUUACGGUGUCGGUGUCAGCGGAUGACAUUGUUGUGGCAUGCGGCGGGUUCGUAAAAUCCGAUGUUGAAAUCAACUACUCGCUGAUCGAGAUUAAACUGUACACUAAACAAGGGUCUUUGAAAUACCAGACUGACUGUGCACCCUUCAAUGGCUACUUUAUGAUUCCCCUCUAUGACAAAGGAGAUUUUAUCUUGAAGAUUGAGCCUCCGCUUGGUUGGAGCUUCGAGCCCUCCACUGUCAACCUAUAUGUGGAUGGGGUCAAUGAUAUCUGCACCAGAGAACAGGACAUCAACUUUGUCUUUACCGGCUUCUCUGUCUCCGGAACGGUACUGAGUAAGAAUCAACUCCUUGGCCCAGCCGGAGUGGAGAUCAGUUUGACCCGGGAGGGAACGGGGGAGAAGCUACAGAAGGUGGUCACUCAGCCCGGGGGAAAAUACACAUUUGCAAAAGUACUUCCCGGAAAUUAUGAUAUCGUCGCUUCUCAUCCGUCCUGGACUCUGGAGCAGGCUGCUUCUUCCGUGCGGGUUUCCAACUCCAAUGCUGUGGCUGCAGAGCCAAUUGUGGUAGGUGGUUAUGAUGUCUCAGGGGAGGUCCGGAGUGACGGAGAGCCCAUGAAAGAAGUCACCUUCCUCCUCUACUCUGCCAAUGUGAAGAAAGAGGACAUCAUGGGCUGUAACACGGCCCCUGUAGAGGGUGCCGAUUCUGGUGAUGGGUCCCUGGUUUACCUGUGUAGCGCCCUGUCCCGAGACGACGGCACCUUUAACUUCCCCUCCCUGGCCAGUGGAGAGUACACCGUGGUUCCCUUCUACAGGGGAGAGCGGAUCACGUUCGAUGUGGCUCCUUCCAGGAUGGACUUCAGGGUGGAGCACAGCAGCUUGAAGCUGGAGCCCGUGUUCCGUGUCAUGGGAUUCUCUGUAACGGGACGGGUUCUCAACAGCGUGCAAGGGGAAGGUGUGCCCGAUGCCACGGUAAUCCUCAACAACCAGAUCAAAGUUGUGACCAAGGAGGAUGGCUCAUACCGCCUAGAGAAUAUGACCAGCGGUUCCUACACUCUUCGCACGCUCAAAGACCUGAUGUUCUUUGAGCCAAUUACAGUGAAUAUAGCUCCCAACACCCCUCAGCUUCCUGACAUCAUCACUGCUGGGUUCAGCGUGUGCGGUCGGAUAGCUGUUACCCGCCUGCCAGAAGGCAUGAAGCAGCAGGGACGCUACAAGGUCACCCUCACCCCGCUGGGCCAGGACAGGAGCGCCACUCGCACCACCGACUCCGACCAGCAGGGGGCCUUCUGCCUCCACGCCAAACCUGGAGACUACAUCGUUACCGUAUCGCUUCCUGAGGCUGAGGUUAAGGCUGGCCUUGCCCUGCAGCCUGCUGCUCUGGAUGUCUCCCUGGUGGACAGACCCCUCUCCGACCUCCUCUUCACCCAAUUCAUGGCCUCUGUCUCUGGCAAGGUCUACUGUCUGGCAAACUGCGAUGACCUGUCGUUGACCCUCCAGCCAGUGAGCCGUCAGGGGGAGAGGAGAAGCGCGCCCCUCUCUGGGAGCGGGGACACCCUCGAGUUCUCCUUCGAUAACAUCCUGCCUGGCAAAUACAAAGUCAGUAUAUCCCAUGAGGAGUGGUGUUGGAAGCACAAGUCGCUGGAGGUGGAGGUACUGGAUUCUGAAGUCAUGGGUGUGGACUUCAGGCAGAUUGGAUACAUCCUUCGUUGUUCCCUGUCCCACGCCAUCACUCUGGAGUUUUUCCAAGAUGGCAGCAAGCCUGAGAAUGUUGGUGUCUAUAACCUCUCCAAGGGUGUCAACCGCUUCUGCCUCUCUAAGCCAGGUGUGUACAAAGUAACCCCUCGCUCCUGCCAUCAGUUUGAACAAGACUACUACACCUAUGACACGUCGGCGCCCAGUAUCUUGACCCUAACCGCGGUGAGGCAUCACAUGACCGGCCUCGUCACCACUGACAAGAUGCUGGACGUCACGGUCACCAUCAAAUCGUCCAUCGAGUCAGAGCCGGCUCUGGUCCUGGGCCCCCUGAGGAGUCAGGAGGAGCUAAGACAGGAGCAGCAGCUGCAGGAGAUUGAGCUGCGUCGCCAGGAGAGGGAGAGACGGGCUGCCAAUGAGGAGGGAGGCGACAGCCGGCCCCCCGUCCAGGAGCGGGCCGACGAGCUCACAGGGCCCUUCCACUACGAGUUCUCCUACUGGGCCAGGGCUGGGGAGAAAAUCACAGUCACCCCCUCCUCCAAGGAACUGCUCUUCUAUCCCCCGGAGGUCGAGGCCACCAUAACUGGAGAGUCUUGUCCCGGGCAUGUGGUGGACAUUGUGGGCCGUGCCGGUCUGUUCCUGGAGGGCCAAGUAGCUCCCAAGCUGCAGGGGGUGGAGAUCUCCAUCACGGAGAGAGGAGCCGGGUCACCCCUCAUCAAAGUCGCCACCAACGACAACGGAGCAUACAGCGUUGGUCCCCUGCACAGUGGCAGACAGUAUGACAUCAGUGCCAGCAAGGAAGGCUUCGUCCUCAGCCCGGUGGAGGGAACUCUGGGAGACUUCAAGGCCUUUGCCCUGGCCGGGAUCACCUUCAAAAUUAAGUCUGAGGAGGGUCAUCCGCUGGCCGGCGUUCUGCUUUCUCUCAGUGGAGGGUCGUUCAGAUCCAACCUGCUCACUCAGGACACCGGGAUCCUCACCUUCAACAACCUGAAUCCGGGUCAGUACUACUUCAAGCCGAUGAUGAAGGAGUUCAGGUUUGAGCCGGCCUCACAGAUGAUCACGGUGGAGGAGGGAGAGAAUCUCAGUAUCGACAUCACUGGAUUUAAAACAGCAUACAGCUGCUACGGGGCGGUGCAGUCGUUGAGCGGGGACGCGGAGCGAGACGUGUCAGUGGAGGCUGUGGGACAGUCUGAGUGCAGCAUCUACAGUGAGGACACGGUCACCGACCAGGAGGGACGCUUCAGGCUCAGAGGGCUGCUGCCUGGCUGUAGGUACCUGAUCCAGCUGAGAGCGGAGGGCAAUGACCACAUUGAGAGAGCCCUGCCCCAGCACCGCUUCAUAGAGGUCGGGAGCGCCGACAUUAUGGGCGUCAACAUCAUCGCUUUCAGGCAGAUCAAUCAGUUUGACUUGAGUGGAAACGUCAUCACGUCAGCAGAGCACCUCCCCACUCUCUCAGUGAAGCUGUAUAGGAGUGAUAACCUGGACAACCCCAUCAACAGUGUGUCUCUGGGACAGUCACUCUUCUUCCACUUUCCCCCUCUGGAUAGGGAUGGAGAGACCUACGUGCUGAUGCUGUACUCCACGCUGUCUCGCUCCCAGUACGACUUCAGCCUCCCCCAGGUGUCCUUCACCUCCACAGGCUACCACAAGCACGUCACCCUUACCUUCAACCCCAAUCGUAAAGUGCCUGACCAGGACAUGGCCCAGGGGUCGUACGCAGCCCUGCCGCUCACGCUCCUGCUCCUCCUGGCGGCCUACAACCACGACAAGGUGAUUCCUCUGCUGCUGCAGCUGGUGAGCCGUCUCCAAGGGGUGCGUAGCCUCAGCCAGGCGGGAGCGGACAACGCCGCGCUGGACGAGGCUAAACGUCAGGCCAAGAGGCAGAAGACCCGGCGCACAUGAUUCCACAGACACAGCGACUAGCAUCUAAACUACCCUAACAGGAAACAACCAACACAUUCAGCCUGACUCCGUUCCCCAGUCCUUUAGUCACUACUUUAACCCGAGCCUGGUUCUUUAUUGGACACAGAUAUACUGUACAAUACCACAACCAACCAACCACACCGAGGUCGCCAGCUAGGGUUCCGCAGGUUCUGUAAUGGGUUCUAUUCAACAUUCUACGGAAGACAGGUUGUUUAAUGUCUAUUCUGUGUGACUACUUUGUUUUUAUAGAACACUCAUCAGAUAUCUUGAUUGGAAUCUCUGUAUUCUGUAUACAAGGCUUUUAAAAAGAAAUCUAUGUAAUUGUCUGCUGGGAUCACACGCUAGCGAGGCCUUCAGGUGAAGUCGAUGUUUCGUAGUGUUUUUCUGGGGUCUGGGUAACUCUGGGAUAGCCAUCCAUCACGAAGGAUUUAUUACUCCCACUUUAAAUGUGACUUGACUGUUUGUGACAAGUCAUCUUGCGUGAUGUGCAGUGGCAUUCAAUUCAAACACAGCCCACUUUUCAAGUUGCUGAAUGUGUCAUGAGCUUCCUGGUGGGGGAACCUCAGGCCCCAGAAUACAUCCAGUCAUUAUGGGCGUUUACACCGUGGCCCCGCUUCUCGGUCGCAGAUGAUCUUAUGGAAAUCCACUCUUUGGCGCCUUUCCAAAUUAGCUCCUAGGUUGCCUUGUUCAUUCUCUUGAAUACAUGACUGUUUGCCUGAUAGUUGGGAAUGUUGUUUGAUAUUGUUUUUCUAACUAACGGCCUUUUAAAAAAUAGCUGUAAUUUGUGUCUGUGGUGUGCUGUUAACAUGCUAACUGUCAUUAAGAGAAGAGGAAGGAGGAGAGUUGAUAGCAUAGCUAGCCCAUUCACCGGUUUGAGUGUGAUCAAGUUGACUGGAGAAAAUUCUAUAUAAUUUGGAAAGUAUUCAGACCCCUUCCAUUUCUCAGCAUUUUGCUGUGUUAUGGACUUAAAAUUAUUAAAAGAUAUUGCCUUCAGUCUACACAAUACCUCAUAAUGACAGGGAAUAUAUAUUUUUAGAAGUGUGUGAAUUUAUUACAAAUAAUAACUGAAAUAUCUCCUUUUACAUAAGUAUUCAGAUCCACUUGUGGGACAUUUCAAUGCUUUAGCCAUUUCUUUGACCUUCCCUUGUCUCGCAAGGUCUUCAUAAAAUAUAACAGUUUUUCAUUUUUAAAAAAUUGGCACAAAUUUCCAUAAGUGUGGUUUUGCCUUAUGGGGUGUUGUGUGGAUGGCAAAAAUACAUGAAAUUGAAUACAUGAAAAAUGAAGUCCCCAAAAUGUGGAGAAUGUGACAGAAUCUGAAUUAUGUCUGACGCCACUGUACAGCACCUCAAUAGGAGCUAUUAUCAAGGUAUUAUACCCAGAAAGUAAACUGUAAGUGUCGUUACUGCUUGAAAUCAUUCCUGUUUUCCAGUGGGGAAUAGAUGUCUAUCUUUUGUGACUGACUGGCUUCUUGGACUGUUUUGUUUGUAUUCGGUUUCAUCUGAGCUGUGGUAGUGUAAACUAAGGUUGUCUUUCUGUUUGUCUGACAGUUGUCUCAGGUGGG
Messenger RNA from Esox lucius (northern pike), 5314 nucleotides. It is a transcript of the gene nomo, whose product is annotated as nodal modulator. Lineage: Eukaryota; Metazoa; Chordata; Actinopteri; Esociformes; Esocidae. Gene Ontology annotation, cellular component: endoplasmic reticulum membrane. The record is from RefSeq and is a predicted model, not a curated record. The coding region runs from base 94 to 3732 and encodes 1212 amino acids. Gene Ontology annotation, molecular function: carbohydrate binding. The transcript has 28 exons.